GUUUUUUUCAUCGACUAAUAAUUAAAUUAACCUUUCUUUACAAAUUCUUAGAUAUCUACCAAAUAUAAUACCAUCUCUCAUCAUAGUUUCAGGACACGUUGCUUAUUCCAAGCUACAAUAGAGAAGUCUUAAAGUUAUUUCCAUUGCAAUUAAAAUGUGGGAAAAUAAUAGAGGAUCAGACUUAAUCUCAGCUCAGCUAGGUUCCUUUCUUUUUAUAAGAUAUGCAUCAAGCUCAAGAAAUUGCCAAGAACGACAGCUGUGGAGCCCGGCAGUACUCUGAUUUCAUAAAACAGUUUUAAUAAUAUUAAAUUAUUUUCAAACUGGUCAAAUUUAUGCCGAACUUAAAGGAGGACAUAUAGAGAAUUGAACACAUUUUAUCCCAUGUUGAACACAUUUGACUUAACUUGAGUACAAAAUGAAAGGAUUUCUUCUUCAGAAUUUAGGUCCUAACAUUCAAAUAUCCUUGGAAGAGAGACUCAUAAAGAUUGACUUUAUUAAAAACCCCAAUCUCGGCUAAUGCUUACUCUAAUAUUUUGUCUUUGCUAAUCUUUUCCAACUGG
Molecule: messenger RNA, 560 nt
Organism: Moneuplotes crassus
Lineage: Eukaryota; Ciliophora; Spirotrichea; Euplotida; Euplotidae
Source: the annotation of a GenBank genome assembly